Pollicipes pollicipes is the source of this 888-nucleotide messenger RNA. RefSeq lists its product as uncharacterized. Lineage: Eukaryota; Metazoa; Arthropoda; Thecostraca; Pollicipedomorpha; Pollicipedidae. The record is from RefSeq and is a predicted model, not a curated record. The transcript has 7 exons. The coding region runs from base 1 to 888 and encodes 295 amino acids.
AUGGCGCUCACGCGGAAGAGUACCAUCGACAAGAGUUACCCCCGCACGCGGAGCGGAUACGCGUUCGAGAUCAACACGCCGGCUUCGCGACGCGUGCUGGCCCGUCUCCGGCCGGGCAAGAGCGCUCUGGUGGUACACGAGACCAUCUGCAGAAAGGACAGCCUCGAGAUCACCGAGAAGCACAGACUUAAACUUCUGGAGAGAGCGACGGCAGCGCCACAGCGGCGAAUACUGGUAACUCAUGGGACCGACACUCUCCUACAGACGGCGCAGUGGCUGCAGGAGCAGCUCCAGAGCCAAAUAGGCUCCAACAGUCGCCUGGUGGUCUUCACUGGCGCCUUCACGCCAGAGAGUAUGAAGGACAGCGACGCCGACUUCAACCUGGGCCUCGCCAUGGGCGCGCUGCAGACCCUGCAGGCCACCGGCAACAGCCGAGUCUACGUCGCCAUGAACGGUCUGGUGUGCCCGUGUGAGUCGAUGGAGCGUGACCCGGAGACGGGCCAGUUCCUGCCGUGUCGGCGCCCUCGCUCCCGCGACCUGGGCCGACCGCGGUCCGCGGAGCUGGCGCACCAGCGCAGUCUCGACUCCCUGCUGGACACCGAGAGUGCGCCGAGUAUAAAUGGUCUGGCGGCGGCCUCCGCUGUGGAGCAGCGGCUGGAGCGGCGGUCGACACCGGAGCCGAGGCCGGAGCCGCAGCCGAGAAGGCAGACUCCACCGCCAGUGCCGCAGCGCAUGCAGACGCUGGAAGACCUGCUGGAGGAGGACGAAGCGGGCGAGGCGCGACCGACCGACGCGGCGUCCGCCAGCGCUGCGCGCACUCUGCUGCGCCGGCUCUCGGAAGGCGGCCACGAGCUCUUAACGGCAAACAUCGCCGAGGAGUACCUGUGA